UAGAACUACUGGUCAGGUAGUCGCGCUCAACAAGAGGAGGUGUAGCUGACGCUUCCGCUUUACUUAACAUUCACAACCAUCGUUGUGUAGCUCAUGAGUGUUCAGAAGGCGUCGGUACGAAGAUGAAGGCUGUCUUUAACAUCAUUAUUCAGACAAUAAGGUAGUCUACCUCGGUGAACGUGACCACUCAGAGGGCACCUCGGUCAAUUUGCCUAGAGCAGAUUAGUAAGAUACCGUGUGCGCGCGACUGGGCGAACCCCUUUAGCUGAGCAAGGUGAAAGGCACUUCUUCAGGCAUCACACAAGCACAGUUGAAACAGACUGGGAAAACACCGAAGAGAAGGAAAGAAUUACAUUCAGUCAUUGUAACUGUCAGUGAAGCGCUAGGAGUGCCAAAAUUUGAUCGUGCUCUAGCAGAUUGGAUUCCCUGGUUCAAUGAUGGCCAGGGUGGACCAAGAACCUGUGAAUGGAUCUUGGAAAAAGCGGGUCAAUGACAUCCACGAUACAUUCGAGUUCAAGGAGACCCUUGGCACCGGGGCGUUCUCUGAAGUAGUCCUUGCCAAGGAGAAGGCUACAGGGAAGAGGUUUGCGGUGAAGUGUAUCCCCAAGAAGGCGUUGAGGGGGAAGGAGAGCAGCAUUGAAAAUGAAAUAGCCGUGCUCAGGAAGAUAAAGCAUGAGAACAUUGUUGCCUUGGAAGAUAUCUAUGAAAGUUCACAUCAUUUGUACCUCAUCAUGCAGCUAGUGUCUGGGGGGGAGCUCUUUGAUCGUAUUGUUGAGAGGGGAUUCUACACAGAGCAGGAUGCCAGCAUAUUAAUCAAGCAGGUCUUGAAUGCCGUUAACUACCUCCAUGAAAUGGGCAUAGUCCACCGAGAUCUCAAGCCAGAGAACCUGUUAUACUUCAGUGAUGAAGAUGAGUCCAAGAUCAUGAUCAGUGAUUUUGGCCUGUCUAAGAUUGAGAGCGCAGAUGUCAUGUCAACUGCGUGUGGGACUCCAGGAUAUGUUGCACCUGAGGUUCUGGCCCAGAAACCCUAUGGGAAAGCAGUGGACUGCUGGUCUAUUGGAGUCAUCGCAUAUAUUUUAUUGUGUGGAUAUCCUCCAUUUUAUGAUGAGAAUGACUCUAAGCUCUUUGAGCAGAUUUUAAAGGCAGAAUAUGAGUUUGAUGCACCAUACUGGGAUGAUAUAUCAGAUUCAGCUAAAGAUUUUAUCAGCAAUCUGAUGCAGAAAGAUCCAGAGAAGCGAUUAACAUGUGAAGAGGCUCUGCAGCAUCCAUGGAUAGCUGGAGACACUGCACUUUCCAAGAACAUCCAUGAAUCUGUCAGUCGACAGAUUAAGAAAAAUUUUGCAAAAAGCAAAUGGAGGCAAGCCUUCAACGCCACAGCGGUGAUCCGCCACAUGCGCCGCUUGCAACUGAGCAGUAGUCUGAAUAGCAGCGUGGACGCCACCUCACCCCGGCUGGACAGUCACCCCUCCAUGCCGCUUAAGAGCCAAUCUGUGGACUGCGCGCCAGUGAUCCACAAUGAAUUCUUGGUAAAUGUGGUUUCAGCUGCGCCAGCCACACCAGCAGCCUGCAGCAUUGAGUCGACCAGCUCCACAAGCUCAGCCGAACCCCGCCGGACAAGACCCUCAACCGUCACCACCAUUCACACCGGCAGCAAAUGACAGCAGACCCCCGGGGAGAGUAGGGGGGAGGCCUUGACCGUGUAAACAAUGUCAGGCUCAGCCCUCUAUCUCCCCAGUUCCCUCUCUUUCUGCUGAGGCUCCAGGUUUGUGGAGGAAGGGGGAUGUUGUUUGUCUGCGGGGCCCAGAUUUGGAACGUCCUGCAGCGUGGAGGUGAGUGGUGUAGCAGUUGACCCCUUACAGAGUUGGCCUUAACUCCAGUCUGUCUGAUGGGCCCAUGGAGGGUGUAUCAGAGGUGGCUGGUCUUGCACAUUUCAGAGGCUAACCAUACAGUGGGAUAUCCAUUUGAGUGUAACUAAAGCUGCUGUGAGACUCAUCGUCCUUGUUACAACAGGAAACUGGACAGUUCAAUAAGCAUUCUACAGUUUAGACUUCAGACAUACAUCUGUAGCAGUCAUUGCAUUCACUGGUAUCUACAGGAUGUGCAUUUACAUCAUGCAUUUGCUGGGUCCAGUUAAUUGUGAACAAAAACAUAAAAUAUUUGAGGAAAUGUACAUUUUCAGCAUUUAAAUAAUGUGUUGUUGUUCAACAUAUGACAUUCAAUAUACCUGGUGUGAAGCUACUAUGCUUUACUUGGUUUGGAUAAUGCUUUUGUUUGAAACUGAGGGUGAAGUUUCACUGUUGACGGUUUUCUGUUAGAUGUUUUGUAAAUCUGUAGUAUUUUCUGUUGCUUUGUGAGGGUGAGGAUAUUAUUGUGCUUUAUAUAACACAUCAUAUAUUAUUUGUUCUUUGGUCUUAAAUAACUUGGCAUUAUUAUAUUUUAAUCCCAUAUACGCACUCAGGAAUUUGAUUAGUUCACAUCCACUAAAUUUGAUUGAGGUUUUUUUUUAUUUGUCAGCCAAGUAAAAGGCAAGGCAAAACUUUUAAUGAUAGAGUAACUUUUCAAUAGACAUUCGUUUACAUAAUGACUAAGGUACAGUAUGUCACGUAGUACUGUGGACUUAUAUUCAACACCUACUAUUAGACAUUCAUUUGAUUUUAACAAAACGUUAGAUUACAGUACAGGACAUCAACUUUCUUUUAACUACAGGCGUCAUAGGACUUAAAGCUGCAGUUGGCAAGUCUGACAGAUUUAGGGGACUUAGCCAAAAUGUUAAAUGUUUACAAAUCUCAUGCCCCUCCCCCACUACCACGAGCACCCUCUCAUCGAGUUUGUGCUCGUCA
Molecule: messenger RNA, 2840 nt
Organism: Alosa alosa (allis shad)
Lineage: Eukaryota; Metazoa; Chordata; Actinopteri; Clupeiformes; Clupeidae
Gene: camk1db
Product: calcium/calmodulin-dependent protein kinase 1Db
Exons: 11
Coding region: 435-1658 (407 amino acids)
Biological process (GO): peptidyl-serine phosphorylation
Cellular component (GO): intracellular anatomical structure; cytoplasm
Molecular function (GO): calmodulin binding; ATP binding; calcium/calmodulin-dependent protein kinase activity
Source: RefSeq, a predicted model, not a curated record